AUGACUCUUAUUGAAUUUGUUAAUGAUAUAAAGAAAUGUAAAGUACAAAGAAAUAUUCUAUCAACUCAAAUUGAAGGUAUUUCCAAUGAAUUGGCUAGUUCAAAAAUUCAAGAUCAAAUGAAUGAUAUAGAAGCAUUAAAUGAGAAGGAAUCUGAUAAAGUACGGUUAAAUCAAGAAUUAAAUGAUUUAAUUCCUUAUAAAAAAUUUGCUAUUCCCUACAGUAAUAAUUUGUGGCCGAGUUUUGGAUCCGCAUGGAAUCAAAUAAUGCUAGAGGAGGAUGACAAUAAAAUGAAUCUCGAUCCAAUUAAUUUAGUUAAUAAUGUUUUAAAUAGAUUAGAAGAAUUUUAUUUAUUUGGAUAUUAUAGAGCACGUAUAAGACCAAUUUUAACCCAGGGUGAUUUAACCUACUAG
Rhizophagus irregularis DAOM 181602=DAOM 197198 is the source of this 411-nucleotide messenger RNA. RefSeq lists its product as uncharacterized. NCBI's taxonomy places the organism in Eukaryota, Fungi, Glomeromycota, Glomeromycetes, Glomerales, Glomeraceae. The record is from RefSeq and is a predicted model, not a curated record.